CUUAUCACUAAUUUGUUUCAUAAAAAGCAAACGACCUUACACUUUGAGGAAUAGACGGGUCUUUCGCUACAACAAAUUCUUUUUUCAGAGAAACAUUGCUUGCUUAGAUGGACAGACGGCAUUCCAUCGACGCGGAAUCUUUGCCGCCCGUUCCCGAAGAACAACAAUGUGUCUCUUCUUCACCAAGAGAUAUCGUCUCGCCAACAAUGUCUCGCCAUUCCAUCACCACCACCGCCACGCAUGACCUUCCUUCUCGUUCUUACUUUUCGUCUCAUGUCAACUAUGAUCCUCAUACGGACACUCGAUACUCUGCUUCAAUCGAUUCAAUUCGUGCCCAGUCAGUUGCUUUAGGCGAUCUUUACAUGACAGAGGAUACCCAAAAUCGAGUAAGACGAGGCGACGGCUCUGCUGCUCCCUCUGAAGCAGAACCAGUAGUACCUGCGGCAACCUCCAAAGUCAGCAAUCUGUCAGCUCUGUUGAAACACCAAAAUGGUAGUCGUAACAAUGGCUCGCCACUACCUACAAAGCACUACCAGCAGCAACAACAGCAGCAGCAGCUACAACAACAACAACAAGACGAAGAGUCGAGACCAUUACUUGAGCAUGUCGAUACUGGUCGUACAACGUCCACACAAUAUCAUUCUAUAAGCGCCGUUGAUUCAAACGGAUAUAGUACACAAUACCCAUCACACCAUACCACGCAUUAUCAGCAACAGCACCACCAUCGAACACAGCAGCAACGUUCACCUUCAUUGUGGCUACAUCGACUGUUACGUGCUGCUUUCUCCUCAUUACGUAGUACAAAUGACGACAAGCAGAGUGGCAUGGCGCUCGUGAUGUACUUGGUCAAGAGACCGCUAGAAUGUAUACCAGCUGUCAUUCUGGGAUUAUUACUUAAUCUUUUGGACGCAAUUUCAUACGGCAUGAUUACGUUUCCGCUCAACAAUCCGAUCUUCGCAUCCUUCGGUCCGGAUGGCAUCUCGAUGUUUUUUGUCAGUUGCAUAAUUGCACAGGUUGUGUAUUCAUGCGGCGGAAGUAUCUUUCCCGGAGGCAACGGAAGUAUGAUGAUUGAAGUGGUUCCCUUCCUGCACAUCAUGGCCGAACGAAUCGUCCUUUAUGUUGGAGAAGAGCAUAAGCAGGAAAUUAUUGCAUCCACCAUGGUUGCUUUUGCUAUUAGUAGCAUAAUGACGGGCGUCGCGUUCUUUUUGCUAGGUGCAUUCAACUUGGGAUCCUCAUCGGAUUCUUUCCGUGGCACAUCCUGGUCGGGACCAUCGGUGGCGUGGGAUGGUUUCUGGUGAUCACUGGCAUUGAAGUGGCUGGUCGGUUGGACGAGAACUUUGAUUAUACCUUCCCCAUGUUUCGAAAAAGUGUUUCUUGAUUCACAUACCUUGAUGCUUUGGUCGGCCGCUUUGGGUGCAGCACUCGU
Messenger RNA from Zychaea mexicana, 1426 nucleotides. RefSeq lists its product as uncharacterized. Lineage: Eukaryota; Fungi; Mucoromycota; Mucoromycetes; Mucorales; Lichtheimiaceae. The record is from RefSeq and is a predicted model, not a curated record. The transcript is spliced from 6 exons. Gene Ontology annotation, cellular component: membrane. The coding region runs from base 108 to 1298 and encodes 396 amino acids.